This is a messenger RNA of Ceratina calcarata, 4873 nucleotides long. RefSeq names its product transforming acidic coiled-coil protein (gene tacc). The coding region runs from base 1593 to 4538 and encodes 981 amino acids. Gene Ontology annotation, biological process: mitotic spindle organization; nuclear migration; cerebral cortex development. Gene Ontology annotation, cellular component: cytoplasm. NCBI's taxonomy places the organism in Eukaryota, Metazoa, Arthropoda, Insecta, Hymenoptera, Apidae. The transcript is spliced from 6 exons. The record is from RefSeq and is a predicted model, not a curated record.
ACUCACGUUCCCUUCAGAACGUCUAACGUCGUUCUAUCGAACGUUGUCAGGAAACCUUCGUUCAUAUUUAUUGUUUAUAAAACAUUGACUUGCAACAUAACAAGCUUUCUAUUAUAUUAAAACAGUUUUAGAUCUGUCAUAUGAACGUCGUAAGAAAAAGUUCAUUUGCAUGAUUUAAUAUCUUAUCAGUAAUGUUCUUACGAAUUGACGCAAUGCUUGAUGAUCGUUCGAGGCUGCAGAGGAAACAGAGCGGACAGGGAUGAGAAAGACACACCCUUUGAAAAAUUACUGUCACUACUUGUAAACACGAACAGAUGAGAGAAUGAGUCAUAGCGCUAGUAAAGUAGGAACGUGCCGCGGUCUCCAUACUUAUUCCUCCAUGAUGUCAAGAAGACGCCAAAUAAGGAGACCGCGAGCUUCUCGAGUUUCCAAAGGAAUUGCGUGUGAUCGCAUCAGCUCUCUCGGUUGAACGCUUCAAGUACUCGACCGAUAGCAUUCACUUUAUACCGUAGAUUUAACAAGCAAAAGCUCCAGCAGUUUAAUGACAAUAAUCGUCGACGAUUUGUCACGGUUCGUGGAAACGUCUCUAUCAUUUCGGAUGAUUUAAUUGCGCAAUUAAUUCGGAAACCCGGUGGGAACGAAUCGUGUCAUUUCUUAUUACCUGAGAAAUGAGAGGAAUGAAAAUAUCGAUUUGAUUGAACAGCUUUUACUCUCAUUGAUUCAUGCCAUAAAAUAUUGCUUAUUGCAUUUCUACUGAUAAGAGGUAAGGUGUGACGUGACUCGUUACUUCUUAUUGAUGCUUUCUGCAAAUGUCAUGCGGCCAUCGUUUCUGAACGUUUCUAUAUACGUUUUAAAUCGAUUUCAAUCGAAGCAGCUCGAAGGACGCGUUCCAAAUAGGCCGAGGAAGCGCACCGAGAAAUUAGAAAUUCUUCAAAUAAAGCAUGAAUCAUUUUAUGAAUUCUGGUAAAGUUCUGAUAAACGCAGGAGCAUUGAUAUUCUUAGAGGAAUUGAACAGGAGCCUAAUAAGUAUAUUGCAUGUUGGAUUAAUCUGUGAUUCUGCGUUCUACUUUCUAAAUGCGUUUAUUUCGCAUGAAAAAGCUUGCUCGCUCUGGCAUCAUCACAUGUGUACUAAUCGGAUAAAAAACGAGCCGAGAUUGAUUACGAUCUGGCAUAAUUAAUUCGAUCGAAUUCAUAUUAUUCCUAAUCGUCUUGCGCCUCGCUUUCGUUUCGGUUUUCCCUCGUUCCGUUACGAGAAUUAUUAUUAGGCAAUCCGUUUGGAUAAGCAAACCGGUGAAAGUCAAGUCUCUCUCCGUUGAUAAUUGAAUAUUUAAACGUACGCGAUGCGAUAUCUAAUGAGAUAUGAAUUGUUUAAUUUCUCCUUUAAGAAGGUGAAAAAAUGUUGCUCCGUUACCAGUUGUCUUUAUCCUCUCGGCGGCGCGCGGACCGGAUGAAAGAGCGGGCGCGAGAAAAAUAGAUAUGCCGCGAAAGAUGCGCGGUGUCGUCGGAAAUAAACGUGUCAGGGGUGAGGAUAUUUAGGCGGGGAGAAAGUAAGAAAGUUCUCUUCGUGGGGUUCUGUGAACUCGCGUGUAAAUAUGGGCCUCAUAUUGGCCAGCAGUGACAGCCGAAACUGGAGGUCCUUUUUCGAAGCCAUGGGCAAUUUUAUUUUCAAGAGUGGCAGCGACAAUACCACGCCAAAAGCUGCGGAGCAUGAGGUGAAGGUCCAAUUCGCCCGCGAGUUCGCCGACGUUGAAACUAUCACCUGCUCGGCACCGCGCACUGUGUCCUCGGCCAGAAGCGUUCACAGUCGCGCCAGUACGAACGGUAACGACAGCAGCUUAGAAAUUCCUCAUUCCUACGUGAACUCGAACAUCUCUGGAUUAGACGACUUGAUCCACGGAGUAGCGAAGAUAGAAUUGAACAGCGAUGACGAACGUUCAUUCAAUGCUUCCCAAAAUUCCGACGACUUUAGUCUAAAUCAAACAUUCGCCUCUGCUACAGAAUUCGAUUCCUCGCGUUUACCAAACGAUUCUAUAUCAGAGAUUAUAGAACAACCUACACGAACAGCUGUUUGCGUCAGGGAACCUCCGCCUGUAGUGCUUGCAUCACCGGGUAGAAGGUGUAGCUUCAUUAAAUUAGAGGUAAAGUUAGACGAGUUAGUGGAGAAUCCGGAAUCUCCUGAACAAAAUUACGACUCGCAUAACAGCAAGAGUAAAACGAAUAGUAGCCUUGCAAAUGACAUUGAAGAGAGUCCGCUAAAUAGCAAGACGAAUGAAUCCCUUUCCAAGAAAAACGUGGACCAUUUGGAAAAGGCGGAUGCAGUGAAUUCCACGAAGCAAGAGGAAAGCAAGGAGUUGACCGAAAGUGAAUCCGAAAAUCGGGACUCGGAAUCCAGUCCAAGCGAUCUUCAAGAUGUUCUUUUGAACUCUGAAGUAUCGGGAGUUGAACAGCACUCGGAAUCCAAACUAGAGACAGAAAAUUCAUCAUUGACUGCAUUAGAUAUCAAACAACCAAGUUUUGAAGAACUGAAAACUGAAUUGGAUUCAAUCGAUUUAGAUAAGUUCGAGAAUAUUUCUUUGACACCUGAAAUAGAUUCGAGCAUCAAAUUAGAAAAAUCUUACAACGCUUUUCUAAAUGCUGAAGAAUUAGAGAAAUUCAUAAAAUCCAAAUUAGAAGAACAAAAUAAUUCGCUGACUACGUUGUGUAUCGAACAACCAAGUCUUGAAGAACUGAAAACUAGUACCACUGAACAGGCAACCAAUGAAUUAGAGUCGGUCGAUCUGGAGAAAUUCCACAGUGCUCUUCUAAAUGCUGAAGAACUCAUAGAAUCCGAACCACAGGAACAAGCUACUUCAUUGGCUACGUUAAGCAUCGAACAGCCAAAGGAAGAAUCGAAAGCUUCUAAACAGAUAGUUAACGAAUUAAAUACGACCGUCUGUUUAGACGAACCUCAAGACGUUUCUCAGAACUUCGAGGGAUUACCAGAAGCUGAACCGUGCGUGGAGUUCAAACCCCAGAGUACGUCGUUGAAUACUUUAGACGUCGAACGGCUAACUUCCGAAUUACAGGAAGUUGUUGAACAGGUCGCCAAUAAAUCAGAUUCUGGCGUCACUCCAGACGAACCUCAAGAUCUUUCUUCUAAAGUAACACCGGAAGUUCAACAUUGCAUAGAAUUAAAACCCCAGCGGCAAAGUACUUCAUUGACCACUGUAGACGUCGAACAGCCUAGUUUCGAAGAAUCGAUAGCUACUGAACAAGUAGCUAGUAAAUUAGAUUCGACUACCGACCUACACGAACAUCAAGAUGUUCCUUCGAACCAUAAAGUAACACCGAAAGUCGAACAGUACGAGGAGUUUAAACCUCAACGGCAAAGUACUUCGUUGGCUACGUUAGGUAGCGUUCAGCCAGAUUUCGAAGAGUUGAAAGCUGCAGCCGCUGAACAGGUGGCCAAUGAUAUAUUUAAUUCUUCCUUGGGUUUAUCAGGGGACACCGACUGUUGUUUCGUCACCGCAACGUCCGACAUCUUCCAGGACCCUACGAGCUUCGACUUUUUGAUGAACCACGGGAGGUCACACGCUGUUAAAUUGAGAACUGAAUCCUUAUACAUAAAGUUCGAUCCUUUGGCAUCUAACGUCAGGAUGUUACCUCAGGGAAACGCUCAGCCUAUAGACGGGGAACAGAACGAGAAAAGUGAAAGCGUACCAGCGGACAUCAACACCCCUAAACGUAGUCCUGCCAUAUCGGCUAUAGAUAGAUUACUUUUUUAUAGUCCUCUUUCUACAAGCAUGACACAAAAAGCAGAUGAAACUCAGGAGAAGGUGGCGAGCAAAGAGCAGCCUACGGAGGAACCAAUAAUCACCGAAAUUAAUAUGAGUAAAGAAUUAGAAUUAGUUCGAACGUCUGUACUUCACUUAGAAGAACAACUAGAAAAAAGCAAGAAGGAGUACCAAGCCGAGUUGGAGAAACAGCAGGAAAAGAUAAGCAAAUUGCAAGGACAACUCGAACAGGAGGUGAAGAGCAAAUCGCAGAUGACGGUCGUAGUCGAGGAAUAUGAAAAGUCGAUCAGCCGAUUGCUAACAGAGAGGGAAAGGGAUCGCACGAAUUUCGAACAAGAGAAAGGAAAGCUUCAAGAAGAAGUGCAAUCUACCAACCUCCAUUUAGCUAACAUGGAGGUUGCAUUCAGCGAUAUCCAUCACAAAUACGAGAAAUUGAAAGCAGUUGUUUCUGCGUACAAGAACAAUGAGUCCGUACUGAAAGAGAGCAUCCAGGAGAACCUGGAAACAAUAAAGGGCUUGGAAAUCCGAUACGAACAACUGAAAAACCAUGCCAUGUCCCAAUUAGAAAAAGCUAAUUACGAACUGGAUGCUAUGCGAAAGCAGCAUGAAGAUGAGACCGUGACGCUCCAUGCAAUGGUCAGGAAGGCGGAGUUGAAGAGCAACUCAUUGGCGGAGUUGGUCGAACAGAAGAUCAAAGAGAACAAGGAACUGACGCAAAUUUUAGAUGAAGUGAUCGCCAGGGUAGGCCACCAGAACGCGGAAUAAAAUCAUUCAAUCGCGGAGAACAUUUAUAUGUUAGAUAAAAAAUUUUAUUUUAAGGUUCUGAACACGAUUUUUAAGUUUGACGACGAUUGUACAUACGCGCUGUUUUUAAAAUAUUGGUUUAUAGUUUUAAACACGACCAUAUGUUAAGUACUAUUAAUAUUAUUACUACUCGGUGCGAUUGUACGCGAAUAAUUAGGUACGAUUGUACAUACGCGCGGUAUUUAAAAUAAUUGCCAAUUACAUUCUGUUUUUUACUAAGCACCUUUUAUUGAUUAUUUAUAAGUUGUGAGAUAUACGAACUAUUUUACCGCUAAUAAAAAAAUAGGCACAUUAAA